AGAGCUUUCACGAUCAUCAAGUGACGUUUGAAAGCUGCAUUUAGAAAUUGAUUGACCGACCAACCGACCGACCGGUGGACAAGAGGAGCCAAUGACUAUGUUGAAAAAGCAAAAAGAAAGAAAGCAAAGACCACCUCCUUUGAGGAGACAACCGUACAAAGAACAGCAGUUGCCAUCAGAGAUGUUUGAGGACAAAGUUGAUGAGUCGUUCACAAAGAGAGUUGAUAACUUUGCUGAAAGUACAGAGAGGGAGGAACGUGAAUCUUCCGAAAAUGUGGAUUCACCAGAAAACUUUCGUGAGUUAUACGACGAAUCUUCUUCUAGUGACGAACAAGACUCAGAAACAAGCGUAUCGGAGGUUGAAGAUGAGUUCACUGAAUCCGACACUUGGGGUACUGAUAGAAAGAACUAUUAUGGUGCUGAUGGCGAAGACGUAGAAAGCCUAAGUGGAAGCGAAGUAGAGUUGAUUAUGAAAGAAGAGGAGCAAGAAUCACGUCGUUUACAAGAACGACAACUUUCUACUCUGGAUAAAGAAGACUUGGAAGUUUCCCAGUUGAUGGAUAAUAAUAAGGACCAAAUCUUGGAGAAGGAAGGAGCUCUGCGGACUCAAGGAAAGGAUUGGGAGACUCUUACUACUGCGGAUAAGCUACGUAUCAUUGAAAAGGACUCACCAGAGCUUGUAAAACUGUUACAGGACUUUCAAGAGAAGUCGGGAGAAGUCUUUGACAGUUUGGAACCUGUCAUAGAUAAAGCGAAAAACUUUAAAAAUAUGUAUUCAGAUGGAAUGAGUUUGUUGGAGCUAAAAUAUCAUUUGCUUCUUAACUAUUGCAUUAACAUUGCUUUUUUCAUGUUGUUAAAGGCCCAAGGUGUGACAGUCAAAGAUCAUCCUGUGUUGGAUCAACUGAUCGAACUUCGUGUAAUUAUGGAAAAGAUGAAGCCGUUGGAAGAAAAAUUGCAGUAUCAGAUUCAUAAAUUGGUCGAUCUUGCGAGAGGCAAGAAGGAGAAUACGACAACUUAUGAUAAAGAUGAUGAGAAAACUCUGAAACCAAAACCAGCAUCUUUAAUUGCGUUUGAUGAUGAUAGCCAAAGUGAUUAUGAUUAUGAACAGGAUGCAGAUGGGUUAGAAGAUAAAAAACGACUCUAUCGACCUCCACGAAUUUUGCCAACUGUAGACGCCAAGUCAAUGCAUAAGACCCAUGUGCGUCAAUUGGAAGACGAAAAGCUUGAAAAGGUGGAAGAGGAGAAUUGGAAGGACUCUUAUAUGGAACUAGAGGAACUCCCAGAAAGUCUUCAUGGAGGUCUAUUAUCCCAAGACACGGAUAAAUUAACAAAUUUGAUAGAAACAGAAAAAGAAAGACAGAAAUAUGAAGAAGCUAAUUUCACUCGUCUGUUUACUGAAAAGAAGGAACAGAAGUUGCAGCGCAAAAUGCGUUCAAUGGAAAGAGAUUUGAUAGUAGGAUCCGACUUUGGACAAGAAUUUGAUACUUUGAUAUCAAUGGCUGAUCAUUUAGUUUCUUCAAAGCCAACGGACCACAAUCUUAAAGAGGUUUCAUUCAAGAGCCAAGAAGAUUUCGCUUCUUCUGUAGGCUCCGAAAAGGGUGACCAAGACUCCAGUGAGAGUGAUAUUGAAGAUGACUUGACUUGUAGAAGAAGGUCCAAAAUCAUCGAUGGAAACUUUCCAACCUCUAUAGUUUCAGGAGAAAUUCCUAAAGGUUCAAGAAGAAAAGCACAACGAGCCCAGUUAGAGAAUCGAGGUUUGACACCGAAGAGAAAGAAGCUUUUGAAGAAUCCUCGUGUGAAACAAAAGAAACGUUAUGACACGGCACAAAAGAAACGAAGAGGAAUGUCUAGAAAUUUUAUUAGUAUUAGUAACUCUUUGUAUCGUGGAGAAUCUUCGGGUAUUAAUAUUCGUAAAUAGAAAUCCAAUGCAAAUUUGAAAUGGAAGAUGUGGAAAAUCAAAAGUAUACAAGCUUCAAGGAUAUUAUUUAUAAAGGAAAUAUUAGAACAAAAAAGUAGUUUAAUAGGAAUAGCAGUAAAGUUUAUUGGACGGUUAGUUUUGUUAUUCACAAGUCAUAGAGUUGUAUAACUUGCAUACUUGAUAGAGUCAUCUUUUAUGACCCCGCCAAAGACUUUGUUAUUGUAGAAUAUCAAAAAGCUCGUAUAGCGGUAUCUACAGCGUUGACCGAGACCAUAAAGUUGCGUUGUGGACAGUUGCUACAACUUAUUGGUGAGAUAUCUCCAAGUGAUGAGGAAAGCAACAAGUUUUGUCAACAGGUGUGUAUGUGUCUCAA
This is a messenger RNA of Galdieria sulphuraria, 2291 nucleotides long. Its product is annotated as leucine zipper factor-like protein. Gene Ontology annotation, biological process: maturation of SSU-rRNA from tricistronic rRNA transcript (SSU-rRNA, 5.8S rRNA, LSU-rRNA). The record is from RefSeq and is a predicted model, not a curated record. Bases 98 to 1918 code for a protein of 606 amino acids. NCBI's taxonomy places the organism in Eukaryota, Rhodophyta, Bangiophyceae, Galdieriales, Galdieriaceae. The transcript has a single exon. Gene Ontology annotation, cellular component: nucleolus; small-subunit processome.